UUUAAACCUACGAAGUGGAGAUCCUCGUCCUCACGGAAAGCAUGAUAUAGGAGCCAACAUUUUUUGUGCUAAGUGCAAACCACGCCAGAAUUUCAUUAUUUCCAUUAACUCCCGAUUCGGCUUAAAUUGGAACACCACCAAUUUUCGUGGGAACCAACAAAACAAAAAAAGGGUCCAAUUUUUUGAAAAUUAUUACCAUCAUUCAUAUUCAUCAACGACCCCUCUUCUGUGCCCACUUCCAAAUCUUCUCCUCUCGCUAUGGGUUGCGGCUCCUCCCUUCCAGAUAGGGGCUCAAGGCAGUUGGGUCGACCCAAUUCAGAGAAUGGUGGAGGGCAGGACGCCAAGAAUCUGAGGGUCAAGCUUGUUCUCUUAGGUGAUUCUGGUGUUGGUAAAAGCUGUAUUGUUCUACGAUUUGUUCGUGGUCAGUUUGAUCCAACAUCUAAGGUAACUGUUGGAGCUUCUUUUUUGUCGCAAACAAUAGCUCUGCAAGACUCUACAACAGUCAAGUUUGAAAUAUGGGAUACUGCUGGUCAAGAGAGGUAUGCUGCGUUAGCACCGCUAUAUUACCGUGGUGCAGCAGUUGCAGUUAUUGUUUAUGAUAUAACAAGCCCAGAAUCUUUCAGCAAAGCACAGUACUGGGUUAAGGAGCUACAAAAACAUGGAAGCCCUGAUAUAGUGAUGGCACUGGUCGGUAAUAAAGCUGAUCUUCUUGAGAAGCGGGAAGUUGCUGUCCAGGAUGGCACUGACUAUGCAGAGAAGAAUGGUAUGUUUUUCAUAGAGACAUCUGCAAAGACAGCAGAUAAUAUAAAUGAACUGUUUGAGGACAUUGUUGACUAUGCUACUAGCAAGCUUCCCAAUGAUGUUCUUGCUGCUUGAAGAUAGUUGUAGCAAACUCAUAUAGACCUAUUGGAGGGGCUAAAGAUGAUCUUGGAAUAGGAAUCCUGUCCCACAAAAAUCCAAGAUUGCAUCUUUUGUAACAAAGGAAAUUGCCAAAAGACUGCCUCGCCCAUCAGUUAGUUGAUGUAGCCAGAUAGCAGUUCAGUAAGGGAAGGGAUCUGCAUUAGCUUUGGAUCCUUCAAAACUAUAUAAUGUAUGGAUUGUGUUUAUGUAUAUUGUGAUUAGAUAAUUUCUAUGGUCUUUUUAUCAACCUGUAAUAAUAAUAUCCUGGAGGUCAUGUCAGAUAGAUGAUACGUAUUAGGCUAUGCUUUGUGAGACCCACAAAUACGAGUCAUGUCUGUUAUGAUUUCAUAUCCCUUGACUUGUCUCUUAUUGAUUGGUAUGCCUAAUUAAGGCUAUAAUAUCAAUGAUGCCAAGUGAGACGCCCAUGCAUUUGGAUUUGGUUGUUACAGACCAUGCUUUGUGAGAACCACUAAUCAAUGCUAAAUUGAACAUAUUUGGAUGUUGGUGGUUUUAUAAAUUUACAUUGCGUCUUACGUGGACU
This is a messenger RNA of Glycine soja, 1441 nucleotides long. RefSeq names its product ras-related protein RABF1. NCBI's taxonomy places the organism in Eukaryota, Viridiplantae, Streptophyta, Magnoliopsida, Fabales, Fabaceae. The record is from RefSeq and is a predicted model, not a curated record. The coding region runs from base 259 to 876 and encodes 205 amino acids. The transcript has 9 exons. Gene Ontology annotation, molecular function: GTP binding; GTPase activity.